Molecule: messenger RNA, 1281 nt
Organism: Pseudoliparis swirei
Lineage: Eukaryota; Metazoa; Chordata; Actinopteri; Perciformes; Liparidae
Product: claudin-4-like
Exons: 1
Coding region: 6-641 (211 amino acids)
Biological process (GO): cell adhesion; bicellular tight junction assembly
Cellular component (GO): plasma membrane; bicellular tight junction
Molecular function (GO): structural molecule activity
Source: RefSeq, a predicted model, not a curated record
GUCCCAUGGCUGUGCAGGAGCUGGGCAUUAGCCUGUCCAUGAUUGGCGUCGCCGGGACCAUCCUGAUCUGCGCCCUGCCCAUGUGGAAGGUGACGGCGUUCAUCGGCACCCAGCUGGUGGUCAUGCAGGUGUUCUGGGAGGGCCUGUGGAUGACCUGCGUCAGCGAGUACACCGGCCAGAUGCAGUGCAAGCUCUAUGACGCCCUACUGGGCCUGUCGCCGGACCUGCAGGCGGCCCGCGGCCUCAUCUGCAUCGGCCUGGUGCUGGGGUGCCUGGGCUUCCUGGUCUUCCUCCUGGGGGCGCGCUGCACCAACUGCCUGGGCCACCCAGCGCUCAAGGCGCGGCUGGUGCUGGGCUUCGGGGCCGUCUUCUGCCUGGCGGCACUCGUCACCGUGGUCGCCGUCUCCUGGACGGCCAACUCCGUCAUCAGGGACUUCCACAACCCGCUCGUCCCCGAGGUGCUCAAGAGGGAGCUCGGGGCGGCCAUAUACAUCGGCUUUGUCGUGUCCGGCUUGCUGUUCUGCGGGGGGGCCAUACUGUGCACGAGCUGCCCGUCACGGAGGGCCGGGUUCCCCUCCGGCAGGUACAUGCUGGCCAAGACACCCACGGGCAGCAGCUACGCCAUCAAGAACUACGUGUGAGGGCAUCGAUCAAGUCCCCACUGAAGGAUGCAUGCAUUGAACUGUAUGAUAUGAUGCAAUGGGCUGUAUGUAGAUAUUAAACAACUAAAUGUGUUUGAACAUAUAGAAGGACUCUUACGGUGUGCUUUGCAGGUCAUUCUAAUAUGAUGUCCUUUUAGAGACUUGUGGAUUAUCCGUUAUCCAGACCAGGUUGACCUUCCUUAAGGCCCAGAGCAGUAGGUACUGAUAGAGGAGCUCUGCUGUCUCUCUUCAUGGAAUCCUGCAUCGAGGGGCAUGAGGGGAGUCCAAUGUCUAAAGAUCACAACACACACACACACACAGAGGCUUGCAGAAGAAACGACGUCAUGAUCUCUGCCUGCAUUUGUACGCGUAUAAGCCUGGCUGGGAAACAACCGUAUUUAGUAUUUCCACAAUUCUGUACAUCCAGCACAGGUUAAAUACCCUUUGAAGAGCAAAAAACGUAUGAAUUGAAGUUGGCGAUGCAUCUUGAUCACAUAUUUUUUUCUCACUUGUAUUGCUGUGUGUUGCUUCUCUUCUUAAUAAACCUUCAGUUUAAGACACCGAGUCUCCCGCUGCUUCUUCAGUCUCCAGCUCAUCUGCUCACAACAUUUCCAUCACACACAGUGUCAAGUUGAAGACC